This is a messenger RNA of Carassius carassius (crucian carp), 827 nucleotides long. Its product is annotated as scavenger receptor cysteine-rich domain-containing group B protein-like. NCBI's taxonomy places the organism in Eukaryota, Metazoa, Chordata, Actinopteri, Cypriniformes, Cyprinidae. Bases 340 to 780 code for a protein of 146 amino acids. The transcript has 2 exons. Gene Ontology annotation, cellular component: membrane. The record is from RefSeq and is a predicted model, not a curated record.
GUUUGGCUUUGAUGUUGUAAAUAAACUGGAGAGUUUCCUGUCUCCUGUAAAUCAGAAACGUGUGUGUGUGUGUGUGUGUGUGUGCCUCCCCUCACUGAGGUCUUGAUGUGUGUGGAGGGGGAGUUCAUCAGCACUGACAGUUUUGGUAUAUAUGGAGAGAAUCAUAAAAGUGUCCUUUGAUUUGUCACUGACGUUGUUUGAUGAUUUCCUCUUUUGUGUCUAAUAAGGUAAUAGCGAGUGUGAUUGGAGGGUGUUGGGCCUCUUUCUCUCGUAUUAAGAGGAUGCCUGUACUUCUGUAUCACCAGAGCGGAGAAGCUUGUUCUGGGUGUUGAGUUAAUCAUGCUGAGGAUGAUGAGGAGAUGCAUGAUGUUCAUUUUACUGUCUGCAGUUGUAAUACUCAUCACAGCUGACCGUGUGAAUGUGAGGUUGGUUGGUGGUCACAGUCGCUGUGCUGGUAGAGUGGAGGUUCUUCACAGAGGUCAGUGGGGAACAGUGUGUGAUAUUGCCUGGGAUUUGGCUGAUGCUGCAGUGGUGUGUAGAGAGCUGGACUGUGGAGAACCUGUAGAUGCUGUGGGUAAUGCACUCUUUGGACAAGGAUCAGGACCAAUCUGGAUGGAUUUUGUCAGAUGUGUUGGUUCAGAAUCUGCACUAAAGGACUGUGGAGCAGCAGGGUGGGAGCAAAGUAACUGUAAUCAUGCUAAAGAUGCUGGAGUCAUCUGCUCAGGUAACAUUUGCACACUUGACGCUACACCUGAUUUUUGCUGGUCAUAUUGUCUCUAAAGUAUGAACAGCCAAAGUACUUAAUGCCUAGUUUUCAACAUUUUACA